AUGGCGAACGACUCCCCACGAGACAUCCCCUGGGUUUCCAGCCCGGACCCAACUGCGAGCGAGGGGAAUUCGUCAGUCCAGGUCAACUUUGAUUCACUCAGCCAAAGGGGAAGAAGUGUAGACCGGCGUUCCCCCUCAUCGUCAAUCCGUCCUUCGCCCUCGCGAGGCGUCCCCGAACACUCAUUGGCACGACAAGCCACGGCCAACUCGCUGACCACAUUCCUUGCCUCGCAACCGUCAUCUCAGCUAUCACAGGGCGACCAGCCUCCGCCAUCUCCAGAAGACGUGCUCAGAGACCUCAUCGAUAUCCCCGAGUCGACUGGCGAUGUGAUCAGGAGUUACCUACACGGCGUCAAACGACCACACAACGACGACGAUGACGACAACAUGGCGGAAGAACCCCAUCCAAAACGGGACAAACUCGGUGAGGAACUGGAGAGCAUGUCGGGGCCGAACUACUCGCUCUCUUCCAUUGUGGUAUCAUCUGGCUCGUCGCCGUUUUCCUUGUUGGCUGCUUCAACUCCGACCGUUCCAACCAGGACCGUUCCAACCAGCGAGGGGAGCCCUUCCACACCUCCGACGAGGACCACGCUGCCAUUGAGACCGCCUCGACGACGGCCACUUCACUUAGCCAACAGGACGGAUGUACUGCAGGGUGGGGUGUCAAUGGGGUUCGGUCCAUCUCAUUCCGGACAGGAUGAAGCUGAGGAUGGGGACGACCAAGAAGGCGGAGAGGGAAACCGGUAG
This is a messenger RNA of Dichotomopilus funicola, 747 nucleotides long. RefSeq lists its product as uncharacterized. The transcript has 2 exons. The record is from RefSeq and is a predicted model, not a curated record. The coding region runs from base 1 to 747 and encodes 248 amino acids. NCBI's taxonomy places the organism in Eukaryota, Fungi, Ascomycota, Sordariomycetes, Sordariales, Chaetomiaceae.